CCUAGGUUUCCCAUUUUUCCAGUCAAAAGAAGCCAGCGAAUCUUUCCACCCCCGACGUAAAAAAAGACGAAUAAUUAUUCGGCGGAUAUAAACAUUUUGGAAGUCUUAAAUACGUCAGUUUUCACGAUGAGCGGGAUCCCUGGGACUGCCGUCGUCCAAGUGACCAAUCUGUCUUCCGCGGUGAGCAGCGAGCAGCUGCGCACUCUCUUCGGCUUCCUCGGGGACAUCGAGGAGCUGCGGCUCUACCCACCCGACAACACCACACUCUCCUUCUCGUCCAAAGUGUGCUAUGUCAAGUAUCGAGAAUCUUCCAGUGUUGGUGUGGCGCAGCAUCUCACCAACACUGUUUUUAUGGACAGAGCCCUCAUAGUUGUACCCUGUGCCGAAGGGAAGAUUCCGGAAGAGGCCAAGGCCUUGUCGCUUUUGGCACCCUCUGCCCCCGUGCACAGCUUGCUCCCCGGCAGGGGUCUGCUCCCCAUCCCAACACCCACCCCGCUACAGAACUUGAGCCUCCCCCUGGUGGGCCAUGUGACCGCCACCGUGGACCCCGCCGCUGCCUCGCUCUCCCAGCCUCCCCUCAUGGGCAAUGUGGACCCCUCCAAGGUGGACGAAAUCAGGAGGACAGUCUACGUAGGCAACUUGAACUCGCAGACCACGACGGCAGAGCAACUCCUGGACUUCUUCCAGCAGGUCGGCGAUGUGAAGUUUGUGCGCAUGGCGGGUGAUGAGACGCAGCCCUCGCGCUUUGCUUUUGUGGAGUUCGUCGAGCAGGAUGCCGUCGCCCGGGCGCUCACCUUCAACGGCGUCAUGUUUGGAGACCGGCCCCUCAAGGUGAACCAUUCCAACAACGCCAUCGUGAAGCCUCCCGAGAUGACGCCGCAGGCCGCCGCCAAGCAACUGGAGAGUGUGAUGAAGCGCGUGCGCGAGGCGCAGUCCACCAUCGCCGCCGCCAUCGAGCCAGCGGAGAAGGAGAAACACUAUGUUGCUCACUCUGGAAGAACACGCCGCCCAUCGCGAUCCCGAUCUCACUCCGGCUCGCGUAGGAGAUCACGCUCCAAACACGGACCGCCGCAGAAGUGGCCAAGGAACAACGCACGCGCUUCCCGAAGUGGCCAUGGUAGGCGCUCUCGCUCCAGAGACCGACGGCGGAGCCGAAGCCACUCCAGGGUCCGCCGGCGGAGUCGGGGGCACUCGAGGAGCCCUCCCAGAAGGGCCAGGUCGCCCUCUCCAAAGAGGAUUAAAAAGCGACGCGAACGCAGCCGAGAAGCACGGGAACGCUCUUCAUCGAGGAAGAGGAGCCGUAAGGACGAGGAGCGGCCGAGAGGCAAGAAAACGCACAAGGUAGGACGGGAUUACGACAGAGAGGCCUCGCCCUGCGAGGACGCCCGCUCGCCCCCCUUCACGCAGCACAACGGUGUCCACAAAGCACGCAGCGACGGGAUGUCCGUUUGACAGCGCCCGACUGACUGACUUAAGUUGUCACUUCCCCCCACCCCCGCCCGGAGGGCAAGUGAAGCGCCACAAUGUCCUAUUUUUGCAUCUCGGGAAGAAGCGGCGAGCGUGUGAAAUGGCGGUACGUGUCGCGCAAAAUUUCGGCACGUGCUCACAAAAUUGGCGGUUAACGGUGAGCCUCACUUGUCUGUUUUGGCAGCUUGAAAGGGAGGAAACCCCCGUGUUUCCUGCUCGAGGCGUGGCAUUUACGAGGAGGCUUUAUUUCCUGUUUUUAUGUUUUUGUGGGCACGUUUACUGUUUUUAGUCCUUGUUUUGUUGCGCAGGUGUAAAAGAAAAGUGUGUGUGCGCGAGUGUCGGGGAAAAAAAAAGAGGAGGGUGGUAAACCUAAACUUAUAACGGCCUCGGACGCUGGUGAAUCAAAUUGAACACCCCGUAUUGUAUGUCGGUACUUUUCACACAGAACAGCCAACACUGGAAAAAUCUGGCUUUGAUAGGCGUUUUGAAAGGGGUGUCAAACUUCACGCCCCGGCUGUGGAUCCUGCCUGUGAUCCUUCUACUGGAUUCAACUGGCAAGUUGACUUCCCCUGCUGUUCUUUGUCAAUAACUUUCACGCACAACAGCAAUACUGUGGAAAAAACUUGCUUAGACAGCCAUUUAUAGUUACUACUACUAAAAAAAAAAAACUUUAUCCUGCUUCUGUUACGCCUAUGGUCCAACCUAUCGGAAGCUGGCAAAUGGAUGGGUCGACCGCUACUUCCUGUCCGUGUCAUUACAUUUCACACAGAACAGCAACGCCAGGAAAAGACUGCAUUUGACAAGCAGUGUGAAAGGGGGUUUCUGAUCUUAAAACACGAAAACACAGCCUUCGUCCAGUCUCGACUACUGCCGAAGCUGGUAACCUCUGAAGGACUUCAUCCCCAUUCUCAUGUCAGUACCUUUCAAGCAGCAGAGUGACACUGGGGACUGGAGAACGAUUGGACUUAAUUCCUGGAUCACGGUUGUGACAAAUACACGUUUUCCAUGCCCAUCAAACGUACACGAGUGUGCACUCGACGCUAAACUGCGUCACAUAGUCUUCCGCGUGAGCGCCCCUUCUUUGCCCAUCAUCAGCUGCUGAAUGACGUCCAAGCUGGUGUAUCCGCUGAAGGGGGCGGCUAAGGGAGCACCAUGGGAGCUCGCCGCGCUCGCCUCAUCGACGGCAGCCGAAUGGCCGCAGGCCGAUUGCUGGCAUUUGGAAGGCGGCACUCGGAGCUCCACGACGAGCAGUCUCUCCACGAUGCAUUCUUCCAGCUUGAGCGUUUCGACGCGCUGAAGGAGCUGAAGAAUACAACAGAGCGUCAAUGGAAGCGAUUGGUGGGAUUGGGUAAAAUUUUCAGGGAUCAACUUGAGUAAUUUUCUGAGAAAUGUUUACUUUCACUACAUUUGAAAACACAUUUGUACUUUGUACUCCUUACUGUGGUCAAAUAAGCCCGAUGUAAUUUUUGGAGCUCUGAGAAUGAGGACACUUUGUAAAAAUACGACAGCGUAAACAGAUAUCAAGUCAGCAAUGCGGGAGAGCAUGAUAUAUGAUGUUCUAUUAGGUUUAUUAAUAAAAAAAUAAAUAAAAUAAACCGGACAGCAGCGACAUGGGGGGGGGGGGGGUCAGUGAAUCAGUUAGUGUAUGACAAAGACGCAACAAAUUAAGGGAAACAAAAGAGAAUGAUUCAUGGCCGUUAUGUUCCACCCUAAAAAACCACCAUGUUCUCAUGUUAGAAAAGUUUCCUAUCUGAAAAUAACAGGUAAGGUGUAUUGUUUCAGUUAGCAUGAGCUAACUUUCCAUCUUUUUUGUUCUGUUUUGCUCAUGCAGCACCUGUUACGUCAGAAUUAAAGGCACUGUGGCAAAGCUGGCCCAUAUUUCACUCUAAAAAAAACGAUGUGUUUUUUUCCAUCAGGAAAAUGAAAGUAGCGUGCAUUUUCAAUGUUAUCUGUUUAUUUUGGAAUAGUGGGGGUGGGGGGGGGCACCUUACCAGGAAGGAUUGCGGAGCCUAAGUAACUGCGACAACACCACAACUCCGUCCGGCUCCGGAGCAGUGUUGCCAUGGAUUCUGGCUCAAGUGUGUGCGUUGUGUUUUACCUUCUGAGGAGGGGCGUCACCAACAUGGCGGUCAUCACAACAAGGGUGGAGAUGGUGAGAAGUACCGUUAGGUUAAUUGGACCUCCACGCCGCGUCUCCACCAGCGUGGCGCCGCUCCGGACCCCCGGCCCGCCCCGUGUGAAUCCGGACACCUGGACCCGCUGCCGAUCCUCGGCAUAGUGGAUCACAUAGCCCAGCAGGAACCCGCGCCGGUUCUCCUGGGAGAUAGACGACCAUCGCAGCUCCAGAGAGGUCGACGUGACGGACACCACGCUGACGUUGGAAGGAGCGCUCACCGGAGCUAACAGGAAACAGGUCUUGACGCAACCGCACUGUAUCGAUAUUUGUUGCUUGUGUAUCAAUACUGUACUGAAAUAGAUUUAUACCAUCCCGAUAUCUCUGUUUGAUAUUGGUGUAUUUAUACUGAGAUCACAGUAUUGGUAUCUGAUGCUGCCAUAUCGUUACCGAUAUCGAAUUGACAUUUGUGUAGAAAUGGCCAUAUUACUAAUCAAGCGUGGUGUAUAAAUAGUGAUAUCCCAAUGUCUAUAUCAUGUGCCAGCAUUUCGAUACCUUCAGCACGGCUUUGCUCCAAAAUUUAUGCGUAUCAAUACAAAAGUCCCAGUCUUCAUAUUUGACACUGCUGUUUAGAUCCUGAAACCGCAAUGUUGCUAUUCCAUACUAGUCUAUCAAUACUGAACACACACAAUCACUAUUUGACGAUGAUUUGGCAACGCCGACAACAUGUUAUCACUAUGCGAUGGUGGUGAAUCAAUCGCAAGAUCGCUGACCGAGAACACAGUCCGGCUCUUUAAGGCUAUCGAAACUAAGACUGUGAUAUUGCCACAUGAUAACACUUUAAGUGCUGGUGUUUCGUGACAUAGCUCACGAUUGCGAAAUCCACAUUGAUAUUUGAUAAAUAUUUUUUUAAAAAUAAAGACGCUUACAUCCUUCCCGGAAGUAGAAGCGUGCUUUGGCGUAGGUGGCCUCCUGGCUGUUAUUCACUUGCUUAAGGUUGCACGUUUGCUGUUGGUCACGCACGUGUAGCCAGACGUCGUAGCUGGUGUAAGCCCGCAGUCGCUCUGGAAGCAGAAAGCUAACAAUCAAAACAACUGUACUUCGUGUUUACAAAUACACUGAAUAUGUAUUGUAUUGUAUAUCAACAUACGAUAGUACAAGUGUCACCUGGGAUAUUAAACAGCGUCCAGAAGUUGAUGACUUCCUCAUAGAAGGAUUUAUAGAACAGCUUUGGUGGAUUUGGUCCAUGGGUUGCACUCCACUCCAGACAGAAGCACUUGUACUUCUUGACUAAGUCGUCCUUCCACAAAACAGUGAAGGUGGUCUGGUUGUGGACACGCACGCUCAGUCUACCGCCAUCAUCAGAGACGCUGUCAUCAUCUUCUGGAACAUUCAUGUUAAGGGUAUGUGAUGCCAUUAAAUUGUGAUAUUGCAGACAUUAGUAUCGCGAUUUCUGCAUGAAGAACCCAGCAGCAAUGACCAAUAUUGUCAUCUUCAUAUUACUGUAAUACAUCUGCAUUGAAUAGAGGUAUUGAUGUUUCAGUAUCAACAAACUGGUGUCUAACCAGGAUAAUCGUAUCAAGAUAUCAAUGUCAAAUAUUGAUAUAGUGAUCUUUGUAUCACGAUACCAACAUCAAGUCCUGAUACUGCAACAUUGUUAUGGACAUUCCAGCAUGGGUUAGUGACAUCAAAAUCUCAGUGAAAUUACCCUGGCAUCACAUUGUGAUGUUUGUAUUGACACCCAUUGAUAUCAUGAAAUGGUCGACAUUAGUCUAAAAUGGCUGACAGACAUCUGGCACCAUUAUACUGACCACGCGGUGGCAUCACAGUGAUGCUAGCAGCCGGUGACAUGCUAACAUUGGUGAAAGCAGAGACGUGGACUUGAAAGGCGGAGUUGGACAGCAGCAACUUGAUGGGCGGCCGUGCUACGCUGAGGACCUCCCGGGGAGGCUCUCCUGACAAUUUGGCCACAGACACAUUAAAGCCGUCAUGUCCCUCCAAGAACUGAAAAGAAAAUCAAAAUCGGUUUGUAUGAACGAAGGUAUGUUUGUUUAAAAAAAAUCUUUCAAUAUAUAUUAACAUUCAUAUGCUAAACUAAGCUGUGCUAGAUAGUUGUUUUGCUACGACAAUGCUGCGAUGGAAUUAUGCUAGCUAUCCUUUGCAAAGUUAUGCUUUGUCAAAUAACUAUACCGUCCAUGUCAGCGAGAUAAUUCUUUGUCCUCCUCUGUCGGCCAUCUUGUUUUCCAUUACGUGGAGGCCAAGUGGCGGACUGGUCAGCUCUGGUGAUGCGUGAAUCAAUAUUAAUAAUAGUCAUAGUGACACAUGGGGUUUAUCGUGUCCCAAAGAUGAUGCUUCACCCGGCGGGAGCGUGUAAACAUGACUCCAUGGACACUGAGAACACUUGUCGUUGGUCUCACAAGCCACUUGAACCUCAAGCACCGGCAAGCCCUUCACACCCGCCAGAUGACACCCGGCGGCACCCUGGCAACAUGUCUACACCGCAGGGGGAGAAAAAAAUAUUCGAGAUGGCAUCCAGAUCUUAAUAUUAGGGUAAGCCAAAAGUAGCAAUGCAUUUCCUUCCUCGCUUCCUUCAAUCCUCGACCUUUUCCUUCAGUUUCUUCCUGCAUUUCUUCCUCUUUUUCUCACCCGUUAUUUUGAGAACUGUACACCUACUUAUAACCACUCCACAAUGUACACAAUCACUGACUAAUUGUACCUAGUGGAGUGUCCAAAGCGUUCAUGUUUUUUUUUUUUUUUUUGGUUUUUGCUGCAAACUAUGUAACGUAGCAUGACACACAUAAAAUAAGUUUGAUGGAGCCGAUAAGCCAAAGAGGAAGCUGCCUUACCACAGCAGCACAAAAAAAAUGUCCAGAAAAUAAGCAAGCAGAAAACGAUGAGGCCAAAAUAUGACAGCCAUAACACAACAGCCAUCGUGUCGUUAGGAAUAUCGUUGACUUGGUAUCGACUGCCGACAUCGAAUUCCGUAUCGUGAUCUCCGUGUCAGUUCAUAAAAAUCACAGCGAUACCGUCUUGUCUGUAUCGAUACACCAGCUUUAGGUUUUGAUAUCGUGCUCUCCGUGUCAAUGCACCUGCAUUAAAUUUUGAGUAGAAAAUAACAAGAUAUUAAAAAAAGGAAAAUUGUGAGCUAUUAAAUCAACCUGGUGCCAUUGUCCAUCGUCAUGGCGAUGGGGGUUGUCACGGUGGUCUGUGACCUUUUUGUGACGCACGCAGACAGAUGUGAUGACCCUGGCGUCGUCCGGACUCCACUGAGUGCUGACGUCGACCCAACCGUGCGAAUGACGCCUGAAAGUGACGCGUCGCGGUGGUCCGCAGCGCACUGAAACAGGGCGACCGUUAAACAUAACAGGCAUGACCCCCCCGCC
Hippocampus zosterae (dwarf seahorse) is the source of this 6963-nucleotide messenger RNA. RefSeq names its product splicing regulatory glutamine/lysine-rich protein 1 (gene srek1). Lineage: Eukaryota; Metazoa; Chordata; Actinopteri; Syngnathiformes; Syngnathidae. The record is from RefSeq and is a predicted model, not a curated record. Gene Ontology annotation, molecular function: RNA binding. The transcript is spliced from 14 exons. Gene Ontology annotation, cellular component: nucleoplasm. The coding region runs from base 127 to 1452 and encodes 441 amino acids.